Hyaloscypha bicolor E is the source of this 2646-nucleotide messenger RNA. RefSeq lists its product as uncharacterized. Bases 1 to 2646 code for a protein of 881 amino acids. NCBI's taxonomy places the organism in Eukaryota, Fungi, Ascomycota, Leotiomycetes, Helotiales, Hyaloscyphaceae. The transcript is spliced from 2 exons. The record is from RefSeq and is a predicted model, not a curated record.
AUGAAUCAGCAAUGGCAUGCGCCAUCCAGCGAAGCUGGAGGGGGCUCGGUGAGGCGAGCUAGAGAGAGGGUGGAGGGGGGCUUACCACCAGAAAUACCCUCACCUCCACGACAAAAUCCUUAUGUACAGCCCAGAGCGAUGCCGCAAGCGAAUCGAUCACGACCUCAGAUGCCACCCGCGCUGGCUGGUUCGAGAAAUGGGCAAGGACCGAUCGGGGUUGCGAUAUCUCGUCCAACGCAGGUACCGCAAUGGCCACUUGCGGCGACAAUUGAAGGAACUCCAGAGCAACAAUACCAACCCCCUGCUGGUCGAGGUGCGGCGCCACAACGACCACCUCGUCCAAGUCAUGUCCCGUCAAUGCUGGAUGCUUCGCGAUUGCAGGACCACACUCCAACUUUUCAGUACAAAUCCCAUAACGCGCAGAGAGGAAAUUUACCAGAAGACGAGGUCACAUCUCCCGUAAUGUCUAUGUCGUCGAGACCUUCAACGAUCUCAUCCGUAGGAACAAUACCUGACUUUCCUGUACCGAUGCCACCGCCUGUAAUGCCCGGACCACCAGGGUCUGGACCACCUCGAAGGAGUGCUAACCUUGGUCCCCCGCCAACUUCAAGGAGAGGAAAUUCGUCCUAUUAUUCGCAAGCAUCGUAUGUUUCGCCAAUUCCGGAAGAGAGCCCACGAACACAACCAUCACACGAAUCAUAUGCAUCGAGUGCAGCAAUACCGACAAGUUGGGGAUCAGAUUCGCCCGGAUUUCGAUUUGAAGAUGACGACGAGUAUGAGGAUGAUUAUCGGGACUCGAGGGAUGCGAGGCAGUGGAGAAAUGAGCCUAUUGAAGAAGGUCGGGAGUCGAGAGAAUCGAAUAAUGAUGAUGAUGACAGAGGAUUGAUCCGAAGUGCAAGUCUUGGAAAACGCGCGAAGCCUUCUAUGAUUACAACAAAAAGUUCUGACUCUGCACGGCCAUCUCCAAUACCACAGCAGCCGUUAAAAUUAGAGAGGAUGGGUGUGUUGCCGCCAGUGAGUGGGGUACCAGCCUCGGGAGUGACAGCUUCGAGGACGAGAGAAGGACAGAGGGAGACGGUUUGGCCGAUGAUUGGGGAUCCGGACUCGCCGCUUGCCGGUGGCACGGGGUUGAUAGACAAAUCGUCUACAAAUUCGGAGGAAUCCAUACCCCAAGUAGCCAGAGCAAUUACAACGGAUGAACCUGCGCCGAAGAACACAACCACUUCUAACCCGAGUGCCGAUGCCAUGCUUGGAGUAUACAAUGCUGCAAGUGGGUUGGCGCCGUCAGUAACGCCAAGCAGAACCCCAAGUCCAGGUUUCAGUCGUUUAUCAGCUGUUCGACGGCCCCCACGGUUGGAUAUGGAUGCUGUGCGAGAUGCAGAGGCAAGAGGGAGCUUGACAAGUUUACCGGAUCUGAUUCGGAGAGCUACGAGAUUAGCAGCUAUGAUGGACAGAGGGAAGAGACCAGCAAGUCGACUUAAUGACCUGAACGAUUUUGGAGAUUUCCCAACGGAGAGCCAGCUGGAGAAAGAGAAAGAGCUGGAGGGAUCUCCCAAUGGGAAACGUCAAUCCGGUCUCUCUGGCAUGCUGUCCGCCUUCCCACCACCUGGCUUAGGAACUCCACGUGAUGGCACACCAAACCGUCCAAACUCGGCUUGGCCUUCCCCUUACGACGACGACACCCUCAAUCCGGGUUCCCCUCCCCGCCAACAACCACCCAAACGCCGUCGCUGCUGCGGUCUCCCUGUCUGGGCUUUCCUCCUUGUCCUCCUAAUUCUUCUAAUUAUUAUCGCCGCAGCAGUCGUCGUACCUCUCGAACUGCUGGUACUCCACAAACCCAAGACCUCGUCAACAACCGCAUCCGCCCUUUCAACCUGCUCUUCUACCACCGCCACCGCGUGCCAAAAUGGCGGAACUUCAAUAUUGGACAAUGGAUCAUGUUCUUGCAUUUGCAUCAAUGGCUUCACAGGCCCAACGUGCACAGUAGCAAACCUCACCGGCUGCACAACCACCACCUUCCCCUCAGGAACUUACUCAAACGUCACGCUCGGGAAGGCCAUAGUCCGUCUCAUCUCAGGCGCACAAGCGAAUUUCUCUAUCCCGCUCUUCGAAAGCGUGAUCCUUGCCCGCUUCAAUGCCGCAAACCUCACCUGCGCCAGCGAAAACGCACUUGUGACAUUUGACGGCAAUUCGCAACGAGUAGGAUCCGCUGCCGACACGGCCCUUGCCACCUCUGCCACAACAUCCACCUCAGGUGAGAAAGUCCGACGCAGCCCAUCCCAAUCAUCAUAUGCAUCAACCACCGCCUCCUCCACCUCAGCUUCACCUACAGCAAGCAUCAUACCCAAUGAAGACUUCACCGUCACCCAACAAGUGCUCGACUUCGCGCGCGUAGCCGUCCUGUUCGUGCUCCAGCAAGAAGACAUCGACAACGCGGUCACGGCGCAGAGCCAGCUACAGCAUGCUUUCUCGCUCAAUGAUCUGAGCAACAAGGUGGCGAGGAAUGUGUCCAUUGGGGCUGGCAAUACGGUGGAUCUGUUGACGUUCACGAUUAAUCUCGGGAAUGGGACGCAGUGGGGUUUGAAUGGGAGUGUGACGAGGAGGGCGAUCUUGGGUCGAAGUGCGAACCUGUGGAGCUUUUUAUGA